Messenger RNA from Eimeria mitis, 1173 nucleotides. RefSeq lists its product as uncharacterized. The record is from RefSeq and is a predicted model, not a curated record. The transcript is spliced from 7 exons. The coding region runs from base 1 to 1173 and encodes 390 amino acids. NCBI's taxonomy places the organism in Eukaryota, Apicomplexa, Conoidasida, Eucoccidiorida, Eimeriidae.
AUGGCGCCGAAGGCAGCGAUUCCGGGGUUGUUUUUUGUGCUUUUUCUGGGUUUUUUCUCUUUUUUUUCAGUUGCAGAUGACUUAACGAUCACUGGAUGGCUGGAGUUCGCCGGCGGGCGGCCUACAGUGCCCGCUGGCUCGACGUAUCGUGUUGAAUUGCAAGACAUCUCUCUCAUGGAUGCACCGAGCGAGCAGGAGGAGCGGCACCAGCAGCAGCAGCAGCAGCAGCUGCAGCAGCAGCAACAGCAGCAGCAGCAGCAACACUUGUUUCGCGCUGCAUCAAACGCUCAUCUCCCGCAAAUCCACUGCGCUUCAUUGUUUACAGCAGCUGCAGCAGUAGCAGCAACAGCAGUAUACGUAGCAGCAGCAGCAGCAGCAGCUACUGCUGCAACAGAUGCUGGAAUAGCAGCGCAUGCAGCAGCAGCAGCAGCAACAGCAGCAGCAGCAGCAAACAAUUUACAAAGAGCCAACGCCGAUGUAGCUCAGUCGGUAGAGCGCGAGGCUCUUAACCUCGUGGUCGCGGUCGUCACUGCAGCAAGCGAAAAACGAUCCUCAGUCUACCACUGGGAACAGCAGCAGCAGCAGCAGCAACAGCAGCAGCAGCAGCAGCAAAAGCAGCAGCAGCAGCAGCAAAGCAGAAGUAGCAGCAACAAAAGCAGCAGCAAUAGCAACAGAAAAAGCAACAGCAGCAAAAGCAGCAGCAGCAGCAGCAGCAGCAAAAGCAAAGAGGUCGUCACUGCAGCAAACGAAAAACGGCCCUCACUCUACUACUGGGGACAGCAGCAGCAGCAGCAGCAGCAGCAGCAAAAGCAGCAGCAGCAGCAGAAGCAAAGCAGAAGUAGCAGCAACAAAAGCAGCAGCAAUAGCAACAGCAACAGCAACAGCAGCAAAAGCAGCAGCAGCAGCAGCAGCAGCAGCAAAAGCAAAGAGGUAGCGGCAGCCGUCUACACGCUGUCUGUACACAGCGUGAGCAACAGAGAACACGCCGAAGCUACAGUAGACGAUGCAGCAGCAAACAUCCUUCAGCUGCUGCUGUUGCUGCUGCAGUUGCUGCUGCAGUUGCUGCAGCAGCAGCAGUUGCUGCAGCAGCAGCAGGAAUUGCUGCUGAAGCCUUUUGCAGCAGCUACGGUGCAGCUGAGGCGCGGAGAGGUGUACACACAGCCAGACAUGUAG